Molecule: messenger RNA, 1977 nt
Organism: Mesorhabditis spiculigera
Lineage: Eukaryota; Metazoa; Nematoda; Chromadorea; Rhabditida; Rhabditidae
Source: the annotation of a GenBank genome assembly
AUGGUGAAACAACAAUUAGCCUUGACCCAAAACGACGAUGAAAGCCUCGGCUAUUCGGCAUUUAUGAUGGCAAAUCCACCUAUGCGAAAUGUCAUGAAGUUCAUCUUCUUCAACAUUACCAACGAGGAGGAGGUAAAAUACAACGGUGCUCAGCCCAGAGUCUUCGAAACGGGAGCUUAUUCAGUGCUGGAAUCCGAGCAAAAGCGCUACAUCGAAUUCUCGUCGGACCAGAGCCAGAUGUUCUACGAAAACUACAAAAUCUACAACAUUGAUCCGGAGGAAUCGUGUGAGACGUGUGAUUGGGAAGAAGAUAUUGUCACGAUUCCGAAUCCCGUCGAAGUGGGAGCUGCCGCCGACGUGAUGGACCCGCAAUUCGGUAUCUCGGACCCGGAAAAGCAUCUGAUUGCCGUGAUGAUGCUCCUUGUCGGCGAGUAUCCAUUUAUCACGAAAAAGGUGAAGGAAAUUCUGUUCACCGGUUACAACGACCCGAUGCUGAGUCUUGCUCAUUCCGACUUGGUGGCGACGAUUAGCAAAAUUGUUAAGGGCGAUAACGGGUCGAUAAUCCCGAUUCCAUGCCCGGCGAUGCCGCGGCUCGGCUUUUUCAUAGGGUACAACAACUCGCAGGACGAGAGCUACUGGGUGAAGACUGGGAAGAAUAAUAUUGAAGAUAUUGGAAAAGUGACACAGUGGGGCAACGUACGCGAGCUGCCCGACUACUGGUGGACGGACGACUACGCGAGGAGCAUCAGGGGCUCCGAUUCGGGGAGCUUCAACAAGUGGAAACUCGAGAAAUCAGACCGCCUGGAGAUGUUCUACUCUUUCAUGUGCCGCAGCUUCAACAAGGAGUUUUUGGAGGAGACUGAAGUGAAUGGGAUCCCGGCGUACAGGUACUCGACCCCGUUUGAGGACUACGAUUCUACGUUGGAGAUUAAUCGAGGGUUUCGCUAUCGAAAUUUCGAGAAUAUUGAUUACUUUCCGAACUGGCCGGAAUGUCCGGAAAAAAACGCCUCUCGCUGUUCGGGCCAACACAGCGUCGAUUGCUCUCAAGCUAUCAAUUUCUGCAAUGAUUGCUGUAAUGGGAGUCAUGUGGGCGAUACGUACUUGUUGCCGCCCGGAAUCUUCCCAUUAGUAUGCUAUCCAGGGAAACUCCAACCGACCCCAUUCUCCGUCAUGUACUCCCCGCCUCACUUUUUGUAUUCCCCGCAACAAGUGAUUGAUACGGUAGUGGGGAUGAAUCCAGAUCCGGAGCUCCAUCGACCCUUCCUCUAUGAUCACGAACCGCACUCUGGGCAAGCGAUGCGCGUACAAGUCCGGCUGAUGGUCUCCACCCCAAUGAUGAAUCGGACAACAUUUUUCCACAACACCCAUCUUCCCUGCGUGAUGUUCCCCAUCUUCUACCAGAGCGCCAAGGCGGUGGUGUUGGAUGUGGUGCUGAACAAGUUGUGGCUUGGCUUCGUCUUUGUGCCGAAAGCCGUUGCAUUUUUGAAGUAUCUGCUCAUCUCAUUCGGCCUCUUCCUCCUCGUGCUCCUUUUCCUGAUCCGGAAUCGGCAGAUGGAUCACAAGCCCCGUCAUAAAGUGCUCAACGAGCACAACAAGUACCGCAACCGUCACCAAGUUGGUAGCCUGGUGCUGGACGAGAAGUUGAACAACCUUGCCCAAGAGUGGGCAAACCGUCUCGCGUCCACCGGCUCAUUCCAGCAUCGCCCGAAUAGCGGCUACGGCGAGAACAUUUCGAUGGGCUCGGGGAGUUACGCGAACGACCUGGUGAAGCCGUGGUACGACGAGGUGCAGAACUACAACUUUGGGCGCCACGCGGGCUCGGGCACUGGGCAUUUCACGCAGAUUGUUUGGAAGGCGUCAAAAAAGCUGGGCGUUGGCCGCGCUGUGGCCAAGGACGGGUCGACGUACUUGGUGUGCAACUACGAGCCGGCCGGCAAUCUGAUCGGCGCACAUGCGCAAAACGUUUUCCCCGCCAAA